Messenger RNA from Penicillium mononematosum, 528 nucleotides. RefSeq names its product 60S ribosomal protein uL5. The record is from RefSeq and is a predicted model, not a curated record. Gene Ontology annotation, molecular function: structural constituent of ribosome; RNA binding. Lineage: Eukaryota; Fungi; Ascomycota; Eurotiomycetes; Eurotiales; Aspergillaceae. Gene Ontology annotation, cellular component: ribosome; cytosolic large ribosomal subunit. Bases 1 to 528 code for a protein of 175 amino acids. Gene Ontology annotation, biological process: translation. The transcript has 3 exons.
AUGUCCGCCCAAGUUGCUAAGGCCGAGAACCCCUGCCGAUCCCUUCGCCUGUCGAAGUUGGUCCUGAACAUCUCCGUCGGAGAGUCCGGUGAUAGACUCACUCGUGCCGCCAAGGUGCUCGAACAGCUCUCCGGUCAGACCCCCGUCUACAGCAAGGCCCGUUACACCGUCCGUACCUUCGGUAUCCGCCGUAACGAAAAGAUCUCCGUCCACGUCACCAUCCGUGGCGCCAAGGCCGAGGAGAUCCUCGAGCGUGGCCUCAAGGUCAAGGAGUACGAGCUCCGCAAGCGCAACUUCUCUGAGACCGGUAACUUCGGAUUCGGUAUCAGCGAGCACAUCGAUCUCGGUAUCAAGUACGACCCCGGCAUUGGUAUCUACGGCAUGGACUUCUUCGUCUGCAUGGACCGCCCCGGUGCCCGUGUUGCCAAGCGCCGCCGCUGCAAGUCUAAGAUCGGUGUCAACCACCGCAUCACCACCGCCGAGACCAUGAAGUGGUACAAGACCAAGUACGAUGGAAUUAUCCGUUAA